GGGCAGGCUGGAGUCUAGGCUCAAUGAGACCUCGCACCCACGGCGCCCCCCCGCGCAACAUCAUGUCCACCAUCCCCAAGUGGUUCAAAGGGGCGCCCUUUGGGGUGCAGAGCCACAGUCUCUCUACAUAACCCUGGGUGUCUUGGAACUCACUCUAUAGACCAGGCUGACUUCAAAGUCAUAGAGAUCCACCUGUCUCUGCCGCCCAAGUGCUGGGAUUAAAGGUUUGAUGUCUCCGCUGUCUAUCCCAACCAGAAGAAAUUCAGCACCUUCACAGAGGCCCCAUACUCCAGACAUCAUUCGGUGGAACUGUCCCACAUAGGACCUGGGACCUAUAACUCCAAGGAUACCUGCUUCAGCAAGAAGUUCCUGGAACAGAAGUUGGGCUCAGGAUGGUCCCAGGCCCACGAAGCCACUCGGCUGACCCAGCUACCCCACUUCCACUACCAGGCCAUCAAGAAGGAAAAAGAGCAGCAGGUGCACAAGCGUGGCCCUGGCUCCUACAACAUCAAAGACUUCAUAACUGAGCUGCAGAAGAAACCACAGAGCAAACGGGGGCUGCUCAGCUCUGGGGAGACACGUUUCCGAGGUUUUAUUGGGAAUUAUUAUCCUGGCCCUGGAAAUUAUGGGGAGAAGGGGAACCCGUACACACAGCUGGAGGAGAAGGCCUGGAACCGCUCACAUUCUGACGGCCUGAUGUGUAGAGUGUCUAACAAGCCACCCUUGUUUCAUCAGGGCAGUGGCCUGGGACCUGGUACCUACACCAUCAAAAGCGAUCUUGAGACCUUUGUGAAAAAGUCCACUGGUAAUCGUGGCCCCUAUGACAUUUUCUCUGGUGAACGGAGCAGUCCUUUGCCCUAUGGACAUUACUCUGUGCAGAAAAUGAAGCCCAAGGAACUGACAGAUUACAAGAGCUUUCUGGACGAAAUGAACUCACAACACAAGAAGAAACAAGGGGUUUUCUCGAAAUAUCCCCGAGAUCCGAAACACCCCACAGAGAGAAUUUUCUGGACAACCCUUAGUCAGUGCCCCAAAAAUAUGGAUAUAGCUGGCCCUGGUUCUUGGCUUCCUCAUGAGACGGAACAGAAACAUGUCAACCGGCCACCGUUCCUCCUGGCCUCCAAACGGUGCGGCCUAAAGGCCUACCAGAUGAUUUUGGGAACCUGGAACCCAGUUGGCGUAGGCCGCUAUCUCAACACCACGCUGAUGGAGUCCAUAGACCGAAGGCAGCGAUACCGUUCUCUGUACAUGAGUGAGCCCAAGCGAUACCUGCAAGACCUAACCCGAGACAGACUCAUGCAGAAACGGAUUACACCUAUUACGAAGGGCAAGUGCCGUCCAACUGUGGACUACAAUUCAGAUCCUACUCCUUAAAGCCACUCGGGAAGAACAGCCUGAUGCAACCAGAGAGCCCAAGGCCAGAAGAGAAAUCUUGAGAUGGGAAAGGAAGCAGGGAUCUUGGAGAAUGCCUGGGUGAGGGGAGAAGGCAGGAGGGUCAUCUUUGCUGUAGCCCUGCGGUCAAAAGUCACAGUGUCUACUGGGACAGCAGGGGGACCAGGUAUCUUUUGUUACAAGAGAUCCAUUGUCCUAAGCAUUCCAGUCAGCUGGUGACGUGAAUUUGGGAGCCAGAGAGCAGGUGGAUGGAAGAGGGGGUCGUGGGUGACUUCCUGGAACCCCUUGCACUGUGAAGCUAGAGCGUGGGUACCUAACUCACCGUUGUCCCAGAAUGAGGCGGGGAGAGGAGCAUUUGUUACGUAGCAGUCUGGGACCUGUAGGAAAACCCCAUCUCCAUGCUAGGGUGCUCUGGACACUCAACAGAGCCUCGUGCUGGGAGGAGACUGCUGACUUCCAGUGUUCAGCCAUUGAAGCGCUGUACCCCACUUUAGCAUUGUGGGCCACCAGUGUGGUUAGAGGUGGGUCCUCGGGGGUGAGUGACAACAUCCUGUGACGUUCCCCCUCACUGUUUACAUCAAUGACAGUGGUGGGGGGAGCCAGUUGUCCCCUGGAGAAGAGGAUGAGGAGACCUGACAGACUCAGCCACAGAACUUACAUAAUAAAGCGAUUUCAGACAUGUUUUCAGA
Molecule: messenger RNA, 2081 nt
Organism: Mus musculus (house mouse)
Lineage: Eukaryota; Metazoa; Chordata; Mammalia; Rodentia; Muridae
Gene: Cimap2
Product: ciliary microtubule associated protein 2
Exons: 11
Coding region: 697-1374 (225 amino acids)
Source: RefSeq, a predicted model, not a curated record